Molecule: messenger RNA, 749 nt
Organism: Toxorhynchites rutilus septentrionalis
Lineage: Eukaryota; Metazoa; Arthropoda; Insecta; Diptera; Culicidae
Exons: 4
Coding region: 145-708 (187 amino acids)
Source: RefSeq, a predicted model, not a curated record
GCAUUGGUGAGAGGCGCCAGUAGUGGCAAUGGUAAACUUUUUUUGCCACUCGCAGGUGCCCGAUUCUAUGAACCACUUCUUAGUUGUCGCUUGAACGACGGUUAUGCGCCAACAAGUUCUCCGCGCGACGGCGGUGGCUUCUGAAUGUGGUUGAGCAGUGAAAUUACGACAGGAAAAAUGUCAAAAUCGCGGGUGUUAAUUGUGCUGAUGGUCGCGACGAAUGUUCAAUUCUUGGCAGUUCAAAGUGCACCACUCGGGAAGAACGCCUUCGCAAACCAAAGCAGUGACAGGUCGAAGUUCUGGGACAAGGCCUACGACGAGGAGUUCACAAAAGUGCCAUAUGUUGGAAAUAACCCCGUUCCAGCUUUAGAAAAAUACAGCAACUCCAAGGAUCAGGAUAAUGCCCAGAAGGAGGUGGAUAAUUUCCCGUCAAAUGUGUAUAGCAAAUACGAUAAUAUCCAAAAGAAAAUCAAGGAUUGGUUUGAUACUGAACCCCUGAUCGACAAUAUCCGUGAGGAAGACAAGUACGGAAAUGAAGGUGACCAAUUCUACUUCUUCACCAAACCGUUGGUGAAACUCACCGAGACCAUGGCUUUGAUUACGAACAAAAUUAUUGCGGCCCCACGGGAUUUGUUCAAGAGUGCAAAAAAAAGUAUAUCCGAUAAGGUGAACAACAUAGGCGGUAGCUUAGUUGGCUUGAGGAAAUGACAGUUUGCGUAUUAAAAAUGCAAAAAACGAAAAUCGUUUAC